Closterium sp. NIES-67 is the source of this 4671-nucleotide messenger RNA. The record is from the annotation of a GenBank genome assembly. NCBI's taxonomy places the organism in Eukaryota, Viridiplantae, Streptophyta, Zygnematophyceae, Desmidiales, Closteriaceae.
AGGAGACGGUUCAAAGUUUGUGCUUGCUUUAAGAAAAACAAGUGGAUCCCAUUGGUGCCUGCUCUGAAAGAGGAAAAUUGCGCAAGCCAAGCCCCUCCCGCGUGACUAUAACGGACGGCCAUGGCGGCGUCAGGGGCGGACGCGGUGAGCGCGUGGCUGCUGCAGACCACGAGUGCUGACGAGGCCGCCGUGAGAUCUGCCAGCUCAGCACUGGAGGAAGCUUCCAAGCACCCGGUGCCCGGCUCCCCUGCAGCUCUCCCUGCAGCCCUCUAUUUCAAGAACGUUGCCGUGGUCAAGUGGCGGGGGGCGGGCAGCAAGGGGCACGUGCAGUUGCCAGGGGGGAGGGAGGAGCAGGAGGCGGUGCGGGUGCAACUGGUGGAGGUGCUACUGCGGUGCACGCCAGGGAAGAUCCUGACCGUGCUUACGGAAGCGCUACUCCCAGGGCUGAAAGCGGCCCUGCAGUCCAGUGAUCUAAUCCGAGCCGUUGAUUCUGCCUCCGCUGCUCCUGGACCGUCGGAUCCUGCUGCAGCAUUCUCUACAGUCACUGUGCUUACAGUCCUUCGUGCCGUCACUAAGCCUUACAGGUACUUCCUGGACCCCAGCAAGGAGAAGGAGCCCGUGCCGCCAGUGCUAGAAACGAUCACCUCUGACCUGCUGCUGCCGCUCAUGCCGCUCAUGCACCACCUCAUCACGGCUCAGGCGCAGCUGUCAAGCCCUCAAGCACCAUCACCUCACGACGAAGCCCUCCUGCUCAUCCUCAAGACCCUCCACCUCUCGGUGCAGAGCCACAUGCCAGCCGCCAUUCGCAAGAAUCUCGAUGCCAUCGUCCCUGAGCUGCUGCUUCUGCUAUCGCACUGCCCGGCAACCCUAGCUGCUGCAGCUGCUGCUGCUGCUGCCGCCGCUCAGGAGGGCAUGGAGGGGGGAGGGGGGUCGGCGGAGGGGGGGGCUGUGGUGUGGGAGGUGCGGCUGAAGGCGAGCAAGAGAGCGCUGCAGAUCUGCCAAGCGCUGGCGAGCCGGCACCAGAAGCUGGCGAAUAAGCACUUUCCCGCCAUGGUAGACUCCAUCAUGGGCAUCGUCUGCAAUUCUCUGUGGACCAAUAAGCCCUCUUCAGCUGCCCGUCGUGUUGCCGCGGUUGCUUUCAACGCCAUCUCGCAAGUGCUCGACUCCGCUCCGGGUUGGAAGGUGGUGGCUCCCAACUUCGCCCAUCUGCUUGAGUCGGCCAUCUUCCCCGUGCUUUGCCUGCGCCCCCACGAUUUGGAGCUGUGGGAUGAGGACGAGGAGGAGUAUGUACUACGGAAUCUACCCACAGAUUUAGAUGACUUGGAUGAGAUUGACAGCUAUGAUCCACGGCAGUGUGCUGCUCACCUGCUGGCGCUCAUUGCCACUUCCAAGGGCAGCCCAGCCAAGGGCAAGCCGGGAGCAGCAGCCGCACCCUCCAAGUCGACUUCACCAGCAGCAGGCAGAAGGAGACAGAGACGGCCGGCCGCCACUAAGGACACGGAUGCAGCAGCUGCCACUGUGGUGCUUCCUUUCCUCUCCAGGUUUGCCGUACCGGCCGAUGCUGCAGUCCCGUUGGACGGCAUGUUUGCGCCGGGGGAAGGGGGGCGGCUGGCUCCUGCGGAUGCAGCCAGUGCUGCUGUCGUCCACUACUUUGGCGUCCUGCAAGCGUAUGCUGCCAUGAAAGAGUACUUUGAGCGGCAGCCCAGUCAGCUGGAGCAACUGCUGCCAGUGCGCGUUCUGUCUCUCUUCGCGCAGCGCCACGUCAGCGCCGUCCUACUGGCCUCUGCCACGUGGCUGCUGGGAGAGCUCUCUGCCGCCCUGCCAGAGUCCCUGCACGCCCCUGUGUACGGGGCGACCAUGAAGGCCAUGGCAGCGGGGGACGUGGACGGGCAGUCGUGGGCCGUGGUGCGCACUGCGGCCUCUCAUGCCGUCUCCUACUUCAUCCAGAAUGACGUGGAGCCAUCCGAUUGGCUGGCGUUUCUUCAAGCCAUAGUAGCAGCAACAAGGGCAGCAGAGGAGAGCGAGGCAGUGAGGGCUCUGGACCUGUUGGAGUCAGUGGCGGUGGAGGGGGGGGAGGGCGUGCACGUGCACCUGCCAGCCAUUAUUGAUGCGGUGGCCAAUGACACGUGUGCUGCUCUGCCACCCCAAGACCAGCCCUGGUCUCAGGACAGUGGCGGUAGAGGGGUGAAGGGCGUGCGCUGCGCUGCGGUGGAAGGGGGGAAGGGGGAAGGGGGGGAGGGGGGGGGGAGGGGGGGAGGGGGGGAGGGGGGAAGGGGGGAGGAGGGGAGGGGGGAGGGGGGGAGGGGGGGAGGGGGGAGGGGGGGGAGGGGGAGGGGGGGGGGGGGGAGGGGGGAGGGGGGGGGAGGGGAAAGGGGAAGGGGGGAAGGGGGGGGGAAGGGGGAAGGGGGGAGGGGGGAGGGGGAGGGGGAAGGGGGGGAGGGGGGAGGGGGCAAGGGGGGAGGGGGGAGGGGGAGGUGGAGAGGGGGGAAGGGGGGAAGGGCCGUGUGUGGGCGCUCUUCUCAGCGCUGGCCGUCUCUGGUCGAGUCAUGGGCCGAUGACGAGCUGCCAGGGGGAGAGGACGAGGAGGAGGUGGAGGAAGGCGAGGAGAGGGAGGGGAGGGAGGGAGCAGGGACGGAGGAGCGGAAUCGGAGGGCGGUGGAAGUGGCAGCGUCUGUGGCGCGGGUGCUCAGAGUGGCAUGGCUGAAUGAGCCGGUAGAUCCAUCCCUCUUGAAGACCCAGCCAUCAGUCGCACCAGCAUCAGAGCAAGGGGAGGACAAGGAGCCGCCCCCCACCUCGUGGUUCGACGCCUCUCUGCUGCUCUCCUUCGUGCUCAAAGCCGCUGCCAACGUUCCCUCCUCAUCCUCCUCCUCCGUCCCUGCUGCUACAACCGCUGCUGCUACAACCGCUGCUGCUGCUACAACCGCUGCUGCUACAGCUGGUGCUGCAGCAGCGGAUGCAGUGGUGCUGGUGGGGCAGUGGCAGGUGGUGCCCCUGUUGGACAAGUGGGUGGAGCUGAUUGCAGAGUGGACGGCUUGGGAGGAGGAUGAGGACGAGGCGGUGUUCCAGACCAUCGAUUCUCUGCUUCUGUUGAACAGCCGGACGCCGCUGCCAGACUUCAUUUCCAAGGCCCCUCCGCCGCCUCCUCUGCCACCCGUGCCGCCCCGCUCCAUCCUCGAAGGCAUCGCGUGCUUCGUCUCGUCUGCGCUCUCCGACGGCUCUCCUGCUGCCACGUGGCGCGCAUCCAGGCACUCCCACAUGCUGCUGAACGCUGCUGCCGUGGCGCUCAAUGGGGGGCCUGUUGCUGCUGCCCUGGCAGGGAGAUUUGCAGAGGCCUCCCUGACUCGCCUCUCCUCCUCCCCCUCCCUCUCCACCAUCCGCUACAUCGCCAAGCCCCUCCUCCUCUCCCUCUUCUCCUCCCUCCUCGCCUCCCCCGCCUCCGUCUUCCCCCUCCUCCUCUCCCCCGCGCCUGCUGCUCCUGCUGGGGGGAAGGAGGCGGGGGAAGGAGAGGGGGAGAAGGGGGAGGAGGGGAGGAGGGGGGGUUGAUGCUGGGGGUGGUGGUACGGUGCGUGGAGAGCCUGCUAGCCUUGCACGCAGAGCCUGGGCUGGUCUUGGAAUCAGAGCUGAAGCUCACAGUUCUCGCCCUGACUUGCCUGGUGCAGCAGUCGGCAGCAGCAGCAGCGCAGACAGGCGCGUCGCUCCCAGCAGUCGUGCUGGCAGCAGCAAUGGCAGCGAUGCUGCGGCUGAAAGCGGUGAAGGAGGAGGCGAGCAGCAUGGAGGGGAGCGAGGAGGGGGAGAUGGGGGGAUGACGAUGACGAAGAAGAAGAAGAGGAGGAGGAUGAGGAGGAGGAGAUCGACCUAGAUGGGGAUCUUGACGAUGCUGAGCUGGAGGCCGCGCUGAUGAGGCGGUAUGCGGAAGCGGCGACCAUGAUUGGCUCGAUGGAGGAGGAGGAGGCUGACGUGGAGGACGAGUAUGGGAUCGAGCUCGAGCUAGGUCUCACAGGUUUGCAGGACGAGCAGGCGGCGGUGAGGGCGUGUCUGCAGCAGCACUGGGCGGCUCUCGGCCCGCAGGUGGUCACUCUCAAGCCCUCACUCUCUUCUAACUUCGCUGAGGCCUUCCCUCCGGCCAAGCCGUUCCUUCUUUAGAGCUGCUUGCCAGGCUCUCCACUGCUAGAGCUGCUGCUAGGCUAGAAGGGGAGGGUAAGGAAGGGAAGGGAGGGAGCUAUGUGGGCCUCUGCUGCUAGAGCUGCUGCUAUGUGUGGCGCAUCUCCUGCCAGCACUGGGCUGCUCUUGGCCCUCAGGUGGCCACCCGCAAGCCCUCGCACUCUUCUGAGCCUUCCCUCCUGCCAAGCCGUUCCUGCUGUGAGGCACUUACUCCCUCCCGCUUUAAGGCAUCUCAAGACAGCGGUGAGAGCUCGUCUGCAGCAUAACCGGGCCGCUCUUAGCCCGCAGGUUGUCACGCUCAAGCCAUCACCUGCUGAAUUUUCUCAAGCCCUACCUCUGGUCAAGUCGUUAAUGCUGAGAGACAAUUAGGCUUAGGCCCUAUUGCAUUACUGCCUUGCAUGCAAAGUUCCUGCUAACUUUUAGGGCAGUCUGAGAAUCAGACAGGGUACGAAAGUUGUCUGACCAUCAUAUGAGCUGUUUGGCUUGGUCUAAAAUUUCAGAUGAAGUAUA